AUGUAUACCUUCGCUUUCCUCCACUUCACUAUUCCCGAACUCGUAUUCGCUGACUCCGGUGUCACGACACGAUAUUGGGAUUGCUGCAAGCCGUCCUGCGCAUGGAGCAACAAAGCGCAAGUCUCUCAGCCCGUCCUGACUUGCAACAAACAAGAUCUGGGGCCCAAUCCAUUCAACCCAGAUGCCCAGUCUGCUUGCGGUGGUGGCGACGCAUACACUUGCAGCAAUAACGGACCCUGGGCAGUGAACGACAAUCUUGCAUACGGGUUUGCUGCGGCGAAGUUGGCUGGGAAGGGGGAGCGGGAUUGGUGCUGUGCUUGUUAUGAGCUUAUCUAUACUUCGACUUCUAUUGCGGGUAAGAAGAUGAUUGUGCAAAUCACCAAUACUGGCGGGGAUCUUGGAGCAAAUCACUUCGACAUCGCGAUGCCUGGCAGUGGCGUCGGCCAGUUUCCUGAAGGAUGCGCGAAGCAAUUCAAUGGAGCGUGGAUGGGCGACCAAUACGGCGGGUACAAGUCGAGAAAUGACUGCUAUAACCUUCCCGCCGGCCAAUUCCGAGACGGGUGCUUCUUCCGGUUCGACUGGUUUCAGAACGCCGAUAAUCCGAAUGUGGACUUCAGGGAAGUAAGCUGCCCACAAGCUAUGAUCGAUAGGACGGGGUGUGGGCGGUAG
Molecule: messenger RNA, 669 nt
Organism: Trematosphaeria pertusa
Lineage: Eukaryota; Fungi; Ascomycota; Dothideomycetes; Pleosporales; Trematosphaeriaceae
Product: glycoside hydrolase family 45 protein
Exons: 2
Coding region: 1-669 (222 amino acids)
Biological process (GO): carbohydrate metabolic process
Molecular function (GO): cellulase activity
Source: RefSeq, a predicted model, not a curated record